AUGCUUUCUCUACCGCAGGAGCUAGUGGACAGCGUGGUCGACGCGUUCCCGGAAGAGGAUCUGCAGUCAUUGCGCGCGUGCGCCCUCACCCAUCGCCGCCUGUUGCAUCAUGCUCAAAAACGGCUGCUCUCUACUAUCCGUCUGGUCGUACCCUCUCCAGAGCGGGAAGGUCACCCGUACUUCUUCCGCAAGCUCCUCGACGAAUCGCCCCAUGUCGCAGCUUACCCGACCACCCUCAGCCUGCGCGUCGGCGAGAUGAACGCCAUCGUGCCCGAGUUCGACAACCCCGACCUCGUCGCAGCGCACAUCGCGCGCCGGCUCAUCAAUCUCCGCGAAGUACGCCUCGUCAGCAACCGGUACAACUCCCUCGAGGUCUGGUGGGACGGCGCCGCGCCAGAGGUUUCCGCCAUCUUCGACUUCCUACGUUAUGCGCCGCGCCUCAGUAAGCUCGUCAUGCACAGCAUCUGCCUGACGCCCGAUGAGCUGCGCGACGUGCUGCUCUGCGUGCCCGCGCUCGAGCACCUCGUCCUCUCGCAGGUGCGCAUCACGGGCCCGGUGGAGGCGCCGCUGCACCCGCUGCGCCGCCUCAAGUCCCUGGCGGUGCGCUGCACGCAGUUCCCCCCGAGGCGCUCGACGGAGCUGCUGCUCUCGCUCGUCGACGUCUCCGCACUCGAGUCGCUCGCCGUCGAGUACAUGAUGGCCACGCCAAACAGCAUCGCAUGGGAGCUCGCGACGCAGCUCAUACACGCGGCCGCGCCUUCCAUCCGCGAGCUGAACAUCGUCAUCCCGUACGCGAUGUUCUAUGAGGACACGUCGGAUAAUAUAGGUGCGGUCUUCCGCCAGCAGGACCUUCCGGAGCUGCGCGUCCUCCGCAUUGUGCAGCAUCCCGGCCGCGACGAGAGCCCAGGGCAGUUCCCCGUCAGCCCGCUCUGCCGCCUCUUCACUCGCAGGCACUGCGAUGCGCUGGAGAAAAUCCGCGUCGAGGUAGCGAGCGUCGUCGAGAUGGAGACCCCUUGCGAGCACUGGCACGAAUUGCGCGAUUCAGUACUCGCAAUGGAUCCCACUCGGGUCCCAACCCUCGAACUUGUCCUGUACGAUGCCGAGGCGAAUGAGGUUUCGCAGGUGACUACUUGUAUGGGCAAGGUGUUUGAGGGGAUGAAGGACAGAAGCGGCGGGCCUUUCGUAUCUGUCACGCGUGCCACCGGAUUGACGCUCUUCACCUAG
Schizophyllum commune H4-8 is the source of this 1224-nucleotide messenger RNA. RefSeq lists its product as uncharacterized. NCBI's taxonomy places the organism in Eukaryota, Fungi, Basidiomycota, Agaricomycetes, Agaricales, Schizophyllaceae. The coding region runs from base 1 to 1224 and encodes 407 amino acids. The transcript has a single exon. The record is from RefSeq and is a predicted model, not a curated record.